AAUUCAUCCAUUUGAAGAGUUAGAGUCAGAAGAGUCAGACAUAUUACUUCAAGAAAUUCAUUAAGUUGAACUGAGCUUCGGUUUUUCAAUCAUGCAAAGACGAAGUGAACGUUUGCAAAACAAUGGGUACUAUGACAUGUAUGGCCAACCUGUUAUCUCAUACAGGGAGACGCCAGUCAGGCCCAGACGGAGGCGCACAGCAUAUUUCCCUGUGAACCACCCUUCAAAUAGGGAGAUGAUAUUAAGAGUGAGGAUUCAUUGUCGUGAAGACCAAGCAACCCAGACAAUAGACACGCUGAUUCAAAGCUGCUUUCACACCUUUGUCUUUCUCAUCUUUGCUGCUUUUGGUUGUAUUUGGUGGAAUAUUUCCCUCCACUCACGACCCUCGAAGUUAUCGAUGACACCACCUGAAAUUGACAUGGUUAGAGUCUUUGCACGUAAGGAUGAGGGAUAUCUCUCCAGGCUGCAAUUGAUGGAGACAAAGGUAGACUACCUUCUGCCACAAGUAGAUCUGUGGCCCAACUUUGCUUUGGAGUCCCAAGGAGCAACAAUUUUACGCAAGACAAGCUCAGAUACAUAUCACACCUAUAAAGAAUUUGAAUUGUUUGGGGUAUCUAUCAAGCUACCUGCUAUAGGCCCAGAAAUCGUUAUUAAGGGAAGAUCUCAUCUCAGUCCAGGACACUGCUGGGCCUUCGCAGAUUUACCGGGACGUUUAUCCAUAGCACUGUCCCACAAAACCACCGUCACUCAUGUGUCAAUGAGUCAUAUUCCCAAGUUCGUUUCCCCGACUUCCUCAGUCUCUAGUGCUCCUCGAGAAUUUUCUGUCUAUGGAAAGGAGAACUUGCAAGAUGAGGAAACUCAUUUGGGAACUUUCUUGUAUGAUGAAGAUGGCGACCAAAUACAGACCUUCAAACUUCCUGCCGAUAAAGUUGACACAUUCCACUACGUGACUCUAAAUGUGAACAGUAACUGGGGUCAUCCGGAUUACACCUGCCUUUACAACUUUAGAGUUCACGGUGAACUUGCCAAAUGAUGAGGACAAGGAGAAAAUGGAUAAAAGAUAUCAAAGGGAAUGUAUUUUUUUCUUUUCCAUACACAUAUACACAAAGGCCCACAGGUACAACAGGAACCAAUUACUAUUAUGUUUUACAGGAGUGACACAUUAUUAUGGUCCCUUUAUACUGUAAUAGUAUAGAUUUUAUUCUGACGGACUGAAAUGAGGGCUGCACAAUGGCACAGUUGGCAGCACUGCUGCCUUACAAAAACGAGGUUCAGACAUGAUAAAAGUAGCAUGCGUGGG
Molecule: messenger RNA, 1300 nt
Organism: Poeciliopsis prolifica (blackstripe livebearer)
Lineage: Eukaryota; Metazoa; Chordata; Actinopteri; Cyprinodontiformes; Poeciliidae
Product: SUN domain-containing protein 2-like
Exons: 9
Coding region: 92-1033 (313 amino acids)
Biological process (GO): nuclear envelope organization
Cellular component (GO): nuclear envelope; meiotic nuclear membrane microtubule tethering complex
Molecular function (GO): protein-membrane adaptor activity
Source: RefSeq, a predicted model, not a curated record